AUGGACAAGAAGAAGGAUCAAGCAAAUUUGGCUGAAUCUAGAGAAGAGAAGGACAAUCUCUAUGCAAUGAUUUCAGAAUGUAACUUGGUUAGAAAUCUAAGAAAAUGGUGGAUAGAUUCUGGUGUCUCAUGUCAUAUUUGUGUCAACAAAGAACUAUUUGCAUCUUAUACUAGAGCACUUACAGAUGAGAAGUUGUUUACAGAAAAAUUCGUUAUUGCAAAGGUUGAAGGAACUGGCGAAGUCCUCUUAAAGAUGACAGCAGGCAAGGUGGUGACUUUAAGCAGGGUCUCGUAUGUUCCAGAAUUGCAAAAGAACGUAGUUUCUAUACCUAUUAUGACUAAGAACGGAUUCAAAUAUGUAUUUGUUUCUGAUAAAGUUGUAGUGAGUAAGAAUGAGAUAUAUGUAGGAAAAGGUUACCAUACUGAGUGA
Molecule: messenger RNA, 429 nt
Organism: Solanum pennellii
Lineage: Eukaryota; Viridiplantae; Streptophyta; Magnoliopsida; Solanales; Solanaceae
Exons: 1
Coding region: 1-429 (142 amino acids)
Source: RefSeq, a predicted model, not a curated record